This is a messenger RNA of Trichoderma atroviride IMI 206040, 387 nucleotides long. RefSeq lists its product as uncharacterized. The record is from RefSeq and is a predicted model, not a curated record. Lineage: Eukaryota; Fungi; Ascomycota; Sordariomycetes; Hypocreales; Hypocreaceae.
AUGUCCGACGCAGAUGAAAACGAUCUCUUCAACAUCCAGGUCUCGGACUCCGAGGACGACAAGGUUGAGAAAAAGUCCCGGCGCACCGGCCAAACUGAAGAUGAGUUUCAGGCCGUGAAAAACACUUACCGCGCCAAGGUGGAGAAUGGCAAUAUUCAGCAAACCAUCACCCUUCCAUUAGAACCUGGCGCCAACAAACAGCAUGUCCAAGAAGUUCUUCAUGCCGCAGAGGAGCUCUACUUCUUUCGCCGCUAUCAAGAGGUCGUUGACCUUGUAUCACGCGUCUUGACCCCGGAAGGCGACAAGGGGGGCCUGGAUGAGGAGACAAGACAGAUUCUUUCCAUGUAUCAGUCAAGAUGUAGACAAAAAAUGAAACAAAAUGAUUGA